Messenger RNA from Brassica oleracea var. oleracea, 2310 nucleotides. RefSeq names its product tirucalladienol synthase-like. The record is from RefSeq and is a predicted model, not a curated record. Gene Ontology annotation, cellular component: lipid droplet. Gene Ontology annotation, molecular function: beta-amyrin synthase activity. Gene Ontology annotation, biological process: triterpenoid biosynthetic process. Lineage: Eukaryota; Viridiplantae; Streptophyta; Magnoliopsida; Brassicales; Brassicaceae.
UAUAGUUAAUUAGUAAAGGACAAGCUGUUGCUGAAGAGUUACGAUUUACAAAGUCACCUCGGCAAGAGAUUUGGUACAUACUAACUUGUUCUUUGUAGGUACAAGAAUUGGUACAAAAUGUGGAAGCUGAGGAUAGGAGCUGAGGCGGGACAAGACCCUUACUUGUUCAGCACCAACAAUUAUCUCGGGAGGCAAAUUUGGGAGUUCGAUGCUGACGCAGGCUCUGCAGAGGAAUUAGCCGAGGUCGAGGAGGCUCGACGGAAUUUCGCAGCCAAUAGGUCACACUACAAGGCCAGUGCAGAUCUCCUAUGGCGUAUGCAGUUUCUAAGAGAGAAAAAAUUCGAGCAAAAUAUUCCGCGAGUGGUAAUAGAUGAUGCAGAGAAAAUAGCGUAUGAAGACGCAGAGAAAGCACUAAGAAGAGGGAUACUCUAUAUGGCUGCGUUGCAGGCUGAUGAUGGACACUGGCCGGCUGAAAACUCUGGUUGCAUGUUCUUUAUCGCCCCCUUUGUCAUAUGCUUGUAUAUCACUGGCCAUCUGGAUAAAAUCUUCUCUCAAGAACAUCGGAAAGAGAUGUUACGUUACAUGUACAACCAUCAGAACGAGGAUGGUGGCUGGGGAAUACACGUAGAAAGCCACAGUUUUAUGUUCAGCACGGUCCUUAAUUAUAUUUGCCUAAGAAUAUUUGGGGAAGAAGAAGAUCAUGACGGUAUAAAGAGUGCUUGUGCAAUGGCUCGUAAAUGGAUCCUCGACCAUGGUGGUGCUACCUAUACGCCACUGCUCGGAAAAGCUUGGCUUUCGGUUCUUGGAGUGUAUCAUUGGUCUGGCUGCAAGCCCAUCCCGCCUGAGUUCUGGCUCCUUCCGUAUUCUUCUCCUAUUAAUGGAGGCACUGUAUGGAUUUAUUUGCGGGACGUUUUCAUGGGUUUAUCAGACUUGUAUAGUAAAAAGUUCGUAGCCACACCUACACCACUCAUUCUACAGGUCCGUGAAGAGUUUUAUGAUCAGCCUUACGAAGAGAUUUGUUGGAGCCAAGCUCGCAAUCUAUGCGCAAAGGAAGAUCUUUACUUUCCACAGUCAUUUGUACAAGACUGGUUUUGGAACAUUGUUCAUAUGUUUUCGGAGAAUAUCUUCAACCUUUGGCCUUUCAACAAGCUCAUAAGGCAUAAAGCUCUCCAGAAAACAAUGGAAAUCAUUCACUACCAUGACGAAGCCACCCAAUACAUAACCGGUGGAGCUAUCCCAAAGCCAUUUCACAUGCUUGCCUGUUGGGUUGAAGACCCAAAGAGUGAUUAUUUUAAGAAACAUCUCGCUAGAGUCCCAGGCUUCUUAUGGAUUGGCGAGGAUGGCCUGAAAAUCCAGACUUUUGGUAGCCAAAUAUGGGAUACAGCCUUCUUGCUACAAGUGAUGUUAGCUGCUGAUGUUAAUGAUGAGAUUAGGUCAACGCUUAUAAAGGGAUACUCCUACUUGAGGAAAUCUCAGAUAGAGAACCCUCCUGGUGACUUUAUCAAAAUGUUUUGAGACAUAUCAAAAGGAGGUUGGAGUAUUUCAGACAAAGAUCAAGGGUUGCAUGUUAGUGAUUGUAUUUCUGAGAGUUUAAAGUGUUGCCUGAUCUUUGAAAGCAUGCCGUCUGAGUUCACUGGCGAGAAAAUGGAUGUGGAGAGGCUUUAUGAUGCCAUCAAUAUGCUUCUCUAUUUGCAGGGCAAUAACGGAGGUAUAGCAAUAUGGGAGCCAGCGCCUGGAAAAACCUGGCUAGAGUGGCUUAAUCCUGUGGAAUUUGUUGAGGAGUCGACCGUCGAACAUGAGUCUCUAGAAUGCACGGGGUCGGCCAUAGUGGCAUUAAUGCAAUUUAUGAAACAGUUUUCCGACCAUAGACGGGAAGAAAUCGAAGGGUUUGUAACAAAAGGAGUGAAAUAUAUAGAGGACUUGCAAAUGCCUAAUGGUUCAUGGUAUGGAAACUGGGGUGUAUGCUUCAUUUAUGGGACCUUCUUUGCGGUCCGAGGUUUGGUGGCUGCAGGCAAGACUUACCAUAAUUGUGAGACGAUCCGUAGAGCGGUUCGGUUUCUUAUCGAGACACAGAACAUUGAAGGUGGUUGGGGAGAGAGUUAUCUCUCUUGUCCCAGAAAGAAAUAUACUCCCUUGGAUGGAAACAAGACCAAUGUGGUGAAUACAGGACAAGCAAUGAUGGCUCUAAUUAUGGGUGGUCAAAUGGAGAGAGACCCUUUGCCUGUUCACCGUGCUGCCAAAGUUUUGAUUAAUUCACAGUUGGAUAAUGGUGAUUUCCCACAACAGGUAAAUUGGUCUUCCCAUAUGUAG